Messenger RNA from Rhagoletis pomonella (apple maggot), 1816 nucleotides. RefSeq names its product glutamate dehydrogenase, mitochondrial (gene Gdh). Gene Ontology annotation, cellular component: mitochondrion. Lineage: Eukaryota; Metazoa; Arthropoda; Insecta; Diptera; Tephritidae. The transcript has 6 exons. Gene Ontology annotation, molecular function: L-glutamate dehydrogenase (NAD+) activity. The coding region runs from base 67 to 1281 and encodes 404 amino acids. The record is from RefSeq and is a predicted model, not a curated record. Gene Ontology annotation, biological process: L-glutamate catabolic process.
AUAUAAAUAGGUAUUCGUUUCUCUUUGGAUGUUUCACGUGAUGAAGUCAAAGCCUUGUCGGCACUAAUGACAUUUAAGUGCGCCUGUGUCGAUGUACCAUUUGGUGGUGCCAAGGCUGGACUCAAGAUCAACCCCAAAGAGUACUCCGAACAUGAAUUAGAGAAGAUUACCCGCCGUUUCACCCUUGAGUUAGCGAAGAAAGGCUUCAUUGGACCCGGUGUUGAUGUGCCAGCACCGGAUAUGGGUACGGGAGAGCGUGAAAUGUCCUGGAUUGCCGACACAUAUGCCAAAACGAUUGGCCAUUUAGAUAUCAAUGCACAUGCUUGUGUAACUGGUAAACCUAUCAACCAGGGUGGUAUCCAUGGGCGUGUAUCAGCGACGGGUCGUGGUGUUUUCCACGGUCUGGAGAACUUUAUCAAUGAAGCCAACUACAUGAGCAUGAUUGGCACCACUCCUGGCUGGGGCGGCAAAUCUUUCAUUGUGCAAGGUUUUGGUAAUGUCGGUUUGCACACUUGUCGUUACUUGACCCGUGCCGGUGCCACCUGUGUUGGCAUUAUUGAGCACGAUGGCUCCAUCUACAAUUCGGAGGGUAUUGAUCCUAAGGAAUUGGAGGAUUACAAGAACGAACACGGCACCAUUGUCGGCUUCCCGAAAGCUAAGGCCUACGAGGGUGAGAAUUUGAUGUUUGAACCAUGUGACAUCUUCGUGCCAGCUGCUGUUGAGAAAGUCAUCACCAGCGAGAAUGCACACAAGAUCCAAGCUAAGAUCAUUGCCGAGGCUGCCAACGGUCCAACCACGCCAGCAGCCGAUAAAAUUUUAAUUGAACGCAACAUUUUGGUUAUUCCCGAUUUGUACAUAAACGCCGGUGGUGUAACCGUAUCAUUCUUCGAAUGGCUGAAAAACUUAAACCACGUCUCUUACGGACGUUUAACCUUCAAAUAUGAACGCGAAUCCAACUAUCAUCUGCUUGCCUCAGUCCAACAAUCCAUUGAACGAUUUGUUUUAGACGAAUCUGUUCAAGAAUCCCUGGAACGUCGUUUCGGUCGUGUCGGUGGCCGUAUCCCAGUCACUCCCUCGGAAGCAUUCCAGAAGCGAAUCUCUGGUGCAUCUGAGAAGGAUAUCGUACACUCUGGCUUGGACUACACAAUGGAGCGUUCGGCACGUGCCAUCAUGAAGACCGCUAUGAAAUACAACUUGGGCUUGGAUUUGAGAACUGCAGCUUAUGUGAAUUCCAUUGAGAAGAUAUUCACCACAUACCGCGACGCUGGCUUGGCUUUCUAAGUAAUAUGCAAUGCAUGGGAUGCGACAAAAUAUCACCUAACUAGAAUUAUAAGCAACCAGUUGAGCAAAUAGUACAGUGGAGGCACAUCAUUUAAAUAAUAAUUAAAAUACGCAAUAAAUAAAAAUAAUAAAUUCACUCACUUAAAAAAAGAAACAAAAAGCAUUCAUGAAUAUUUAAACUAUCAUAAAUUUUAUUCAAUGUGAAUCGAAUCAUAAAUUUCAAUUAUAUAAAUCUUAAUUAUUCGUAAAAAGAGAUAUAAAACAAUGUCAACGUCCUGCCAUUCGUCUCAAGUUUUAACAACAUGCGUACAUAUUUACAGAUGUGCAUACAUAUAGCACACUUUUGAUGAGUUAGUGUCCGAAUAUACAUACAUAUGUAUUAAAAUAUGUACGAAAGUGACGCAUACAUUAUUGACAUUUCGGCACCGCUUUGGUGCUAAGCCGAUACUCAAUCAGGAACUCGCUAUCAACUUACGAUGUUAUCUAAUGACUAUUAAAUGUGUAUAAAUAUGCUUGCUGUAAUUUAUUUUACAAA